Anopheles arabiensis is the source of this 1120-nucleotide messenger RNA. RefSeq names its product proteasome assembly chaperone 2. Gene Ontology annotation, cellular component: nucleus; cytosol. The record is from RefSeq and is a predicted model, not a curated record. The transcript has a single exon. The coding region runs from base 23 to 958 and encodes 311 amino acids. Gene Ontology annotation, biological process: proteasome assembly. NCBI's taxonomy places the organism in Eukaryota, Metazoa, Arthropoda, Insecta, Diptera, Culicidae.
AAACUCAAGCCAGCUUCACUUGAUGGUUGGAUCGAAAAAGCGCUUCGUUUUUUUGUUUUCCUCUGUGAAGCGUUUAGCUGUCAGUUUGUGUGUUCCCCAGCCGGUGCAGAAAGCAAUAGCAAAACAAAACAGUCGACUCAUUGCCUUGUCUUAUUCAAAUUGUCCCGGGGCGAAAGUGAAGUUAGUGUGCGGUUUUUCCCCCGUUUUCCACAACCAAACCAGCGUCAUGUUUUCCUUCAAGCGAGAGAUCGACUUCACCGGCUACAGCUUUAUUGUGCCCUCGGUCAGCGUGGGCAACGUGCCGCAGCUCGCAGCCGAUGCCGUGAUCGAGACGCUCCAGCUAGAACCGAUCGGCCUGCUUUGGUCCCCGGCCCUGGUCCCGAUCGUCGGUGCGCCAGCGUUUGAGCACACGGGCGGUAGCGAUGCGAUAACCACCACGGCUGAGCUGUACGUUUCGCAGGAGAAGAAACUGCUGGUGCUGCAGCUCCGGGCGCCGCUGGUCGGUCCGCUCCGACAAACCUUCCUGGAUGAGCUGGGCGAUUUCGUGCGCGAUCGGAAAUUCUCGCACGCCAUCCUGCUGUCCAGCUGCUUCUCGCACGAAAAGUUCGACAUCCGCACCGGACCGUUCCGGUACGUUGCGAACGAGCAGUACGAAGCGCAGUCGCCGGAUGCGGCCCACCUGAAGGACGACCGCUGGACAAAGCAUAGCGGCGGCGUCAUCCACGGGGGAGGCUUCGCCUCGAAGCUGCUGGACGGGCUUACCGCGCGCCAGGUGCCGGCUGUCGUUUUCUUCAUGUACGUUUCCGAGGGUGAUAACACGGCGGAAGGAUUGAUGCUGGCCCGCAUGUUGAAUGCGAUCAGCGGCGAGCGUUUGCUGGCGUCCGAGCGGACCGACUUCCGAUGGCCCAGCUCGUGGAAGCAUCUGUUCGGCACAGCCCAUCCGAGAACGUUGUAUUGAGGUGGCGGUGGCCCGAUCGGUUCACGAUGUAUCUAAAGCAUUCGUUUUAAACUUACUGUACAAUAUGGGUGGCGUAUUGAGGCGGGAAUACAACACUGUGGGGAACAAAUAAAGAAGCAUCGAUAUAUGUAUAUCUCUAAAAGAGAGCAAAUGGAACUAAAA